Striga asiatica is the source of this 1228-nucleotide messenger RNA. The record is from the annotation of a GenBank genome assembly. Lineage: Eukaryota; Viridiplantae; Streptophyta; Magnoliopsida; Lamiales; Orobanchaceae.
CAAAUAGAGCCCAAAACGACCUGCAACUCAUCACUGCCUUGCUUGACAAGACGGGGAAGAAGAAUGCUCGCUCAGUAGCAUAAAUUACAGUAACAAAGAACAUUCUUCAAUAUUAUCCUACGGCGAAGAAAAUUUGCUUUGCUUAGCUUUAUCUUCUCUUCAUUAGGGUUUAAGAUUUGGUUUAUCGAAAAUGUUCCUCACCAGGACUGAGUACGAUAGAGGGGUCAACACUUUCUCCCCUGAAGGUCGGCUGUUUCAAGUCGAGUACGCCAUUGAAGCUAUCAAGUUGGGUUCAACUGCAAUUGGAAUAAAGACCAAGGAGGGCGUAGUUCUUGCUGUCGAAAAGCGCAUUACCUCACCGCUUUUGGAACCUAGUAGUGUGGAGAAAAUUAUGGAGAUUGAUGAUCAUAUAGGGUGUGCUAUGAGUGGCCUAAUUGCUGAUGCCCGCACAUUGGUUGAACAUGCACGAGUAGAGACCCAGAAUCAUAGGUUUUCAUAUGGUGAGCCCAUGACUGUUGAGUCCACUACUCAAGCUCUGUGUGAUCUAGCCUUGCGCUUUGGUGAGGGGGAUGAGGAAUCAAUGUCGAGACCUUUUGGCGUAUCCCUUCUCAUUGCUGGCCAUGAUGAGAAUGGACCCAGCUUAUACUAUACAGAUCCCUCGGGCACUUUCUGGCAGUGCAAUGCAAAAGCCAUUGGGUCGGGCUCUGAAGGUGCCGAUAGCUCUUUGCAGGAACAGUUUAACAAGGAUCUGACUCUUAAAGAAGCUGAAACCAUUGCCCUUUCUAUCCUGAAGCAAGUUAUGGAGGAGAAGGUUACAGCAAACAAUGUUGACAUUGCCAAGGUGUCACCAACGUACCAUCUCUACUCACCUUCUGAAGUCGAGGCUGUCAUCAACCGCCUGUGAGAGGAGAAAAGCCCAUCAGUUUCUUUUUUUGUUUCAAAUCCAGGUCUCCAAUGAUUAUCCACAUUUUGCUUUGUAUUUCUAGGUUUGAACCCAAUUUGUACUGGUGGUGCUUGGGACAUUGAAAUUGUAAACGAUUGCUGUGUGGUUUGACUUUUUCCCGGAAUUGAAUUAAUUGAAAACCUUCAAGUUAAAGUUCCUGUUAUUCUUCUUUGGAAGAAUGUGCUAUAUGAUGAUUUAGAGCAUUUUCCAAAAUAUGGACUUGCUAUAGUUGUGGUGGCUUGUGAAGUUUGUGAUUCAUUAUGUUUGUCAUGUUUUGGUGGGGAU